AGCCGAGCCGAGCCGAGCCGAGCUGAGCCCCGCUGAACUGCACCGAGCCGAGCCCGGGGAACCGCACCGAGCCGAGCCGCACCGAGCCGCGCAUGGGGAGCGCAGCCUCCGCGGGCGCGCAGCUGCCCCGCCGGCGCUGAGGGGCCGGGGCACCGGAGCAGCGACCCCCGUCCUCGCCGCCGCCGCCGGGCAUGCCCGCCCCGCCGGCCGCCGCCUGCCCCGCCGCUGAGCGCCGCCGCGGGCGCGGGGCGGCGCGCCUGGAUGGAGCGCUGAGGCGCUGAGCCCCGCCGAGCCGGGCCGGGCCGAGACGUGACGAUGUGGAUGCGACGGCUCCCGGGAAGCAGGUCAGGUUACCCGCUCGGAAGCCAUGCUUGGAUUUUAAUAGCCAUGUUCCACCUAGCCAUGGACCUUGCCAGCUGCCAGCCCCCAGCCCCCGGCGCCGGGGGGAGGCUCUCACCGCGGCCGGCGCUCCGGCACAGACUGUCCCGUGGCUCGCUGUGGGGAGCGGGGAGCGGGGAGGAGCUGCGGCGCCCCGGGCCCCCCUGGACCUGCGCCCCUGCGCCCCCCCUGCAGAGACCCCGCUCUCGCCGGCCGCCCCUCAGUGCCCCACUGCCCGCCGGCCACCCCCUGCGCCGGCCGCGCUCCCGGAGGGGCCGGCGGCACCUGCGCGGCCGCGGCUUCGCCCCGCGGGACGGGCGGCCCACGGUGCUGCCUGAGGUCAUCGUCUGGGGCCCCACGGGCGAGGAGGACUCCCUGGAGAGCAGCACUCUGCCCGGCGCCUCCGCCACCGCCACCACCACCACCACCACCACCGCUGCCACGACCACCGCCACCACCGCCGCCGCCGCCACCGCCGCCACGCCGCCCCGCGCGUCCCCCAGCACCCCGGCACCUGUGCCCGGCGGGGACGUGCCCCGCAGCAGCCCCGGCCGCACCAGCACUGCCGAACCGGCCGCCGGACACAGCAGUGGAGGCAAAGAUGCUCGACCGCCCCGCGGGCUGGGAGACAGCACAGGUCUGGCAGUUCAUCAGAUAAUCACUAUUACUGUGUCCCUCAUCAUGGUCAUAGCUGCGCUGAUAACAACUCUUGUCUUAAAAAAUUGCUGCGCGCAGAGCGGGCGCCCGCGGCGCAACAGCCACCAGCGCAAGCUGGACCAGCAGGAGGAGAGCUGCCAGAACCUGACCGACUUCGCCCCCGCCCGCGUGCCCAGCGCCCUCGACAUCUUCACCGCCUACAACGAGACGCUGCAGUGCUCUCACGAGUGCGUCCGGACCCCCGUGUCCGUCUACGCAGAGGACACGUUGCACUCGCCCGGGGAUUACAAAACGACCUUCAAUGGAAACAGACCCUCUUCUUCUGACCGGCAUCUUAUUCCCGUGGCCUUUGUGUCUGAGAAAUGGUUUGAAAUCUCCUGCUGACUGGCCGAAGCCUGUUUGACUUCUGGGGGCAGGGCAGACGCCAGCGGGCUGUUUCCUGGAUUCCAUUGGUGAACCUGUAAAAAAUAUAAAAAAAUAAUGGGUUACCUGUACCUACCAUUUCUGUUUACCAGUAGGAGACUCAAAGAGCAGCGUUCUAUGGGCCAAAUAUAUUUUUAUAAAAAUGAACAUGCCUGUAGGUAACUGCAUUGUCAAGGAGCACGGUUUUGGGAGGAGAGACAGGAAGGUGUGUGAGCAAGGAAUCCCGUGGAGGAGGAGGAGGAGGAACCGGCGAGGGAUGAAGAGGGAAGGACUGAGCGCCUGGAGCCCGGCCGUGGACGGUGACUCUGAACCUGUGCCAAUAAUACCAUUAUGUGCCAUGAACCGAUGCAAAGACUUUGUGAGGAGCCGUGUCAGUAACGCCUGGAAACCUUGUGGAGGAUGAGUGGGGCGUCUCUUCUGGUGGGGUCAUCCAUUCCGGUCCAUACGCGUACAUACAUAUGGUAUAUGUAGAGAGAAAAUAUAUAUAUACACACACAAACACCUUUUGUACUGUAGCAAUUUUUGAAGAUCUUAAAUACUCAUUUUUAAAGAAGAUGUCAUGGGCUAAAAGUCUCAUUUCUUUAACACGCAUCAUGCAAACCGGGUGAUCUGACGUUUUCUACUUUGGCAGCUUGUCUGUCAACCUAUAUGUGUAUAUAUAGGUAGACAUAUAUACAUAUAUAUACGUGUGUGUGUAUGUAUAGACAUAUAUAUGUAUGUAUACAUAUAUAUAGAUAUUAUUUUGGUUCUUUUUGGAAAUGCUUUUCCAGCGUGGUGACGUGACUGUGGUGGGGGACAGCUGGGGCUGCGCUGCUGGCAGGAAGCAGGGGAGAAGCUUCCCAAAGACCAUCUGGAAGGCAGCUCAGGGCAGUGGUGAAGGUAUUUCCAGGCUUCUGUAUCCAGAUGCAUCAUCAAGGCCGAUAGGAAGCCAGAGCCUGUGCCUGCCCCAUGUCCAGAGCUGCGAUUCCUGCCGUGAUAGGUGGGACAGCUCAGGGCUGGGCAGGGCAGGUUUAAGGGGUGGAAUUCCAAAAGAUGGGCCUCUCUUGGCACAGGAGACAAAUUUCAGCAGUGGGAUGUGGGAGUCUUUUUGGAAAAUGGCUUCUAAAUAGGCCACAGCACCAAAGAUUGCUCAACCCUGUGUGAGAAACAAGAGGAAGGACCUGGUUGCCUCCUGCCCCAGCCCAGGGCUGUGGAAUCAAGGGAGCUUAUCCCUUGCUUUCCUGGUCUUGGCUGGCUCUGCUGUGGCAAGGGAAGACACAGUCUGCUGUCCACAGUCCUAGGGAUCAUUUAAUAGUGUUUAAAGGGAUUUUUUUGCCUGGGAAGCACAGUUCUGUGGAUUCCAAUUUGGUGUGUUGCUCUAGAAAGACACCCAUGGCCCAGCCAGCUCCAGCUGUGUUGGGUAGUGUUGGUGGGUGCUGAUGAGGAUGCCAGCUGACCCUAAGCCCUCUCUCCAAGUCUUUCCAUGGAGUCAGGUGCUGCCAUGCUGUGCUGCACCAGGAUGGGGCUCGCUCGGGUCCCUUUGCCGUUAGGUGGGUGAGAACGACAGCAGAGAUCAGACCAAAGUCCUCUAGUUCUUUUUGUAAACUGCCCUUGGUAAAUACUAGUGUUUUUUUAGAAUUGUCCAGAUCCACAUUUCUACUCCCCUACUAAUUACUCAGCUCCUUUUCUUUAUGAUAAUGAACAUGCA
This is a messenger RNA of Empidonax traillii (willow flycatcher), 3145 nucleotides long. RefSeq names its product adherens junctions associated protein 1 (gene AJAP1). Gene Ontology annotation, cellular component: plasma membrane; adherens junction; cytoplasmic side of plasma membrane. Gene Ontology annotation, molecular function: beta-catenin binding. NCBI's taxonomy places the organism in Eukaryota, Metazoa, Chordata, Aves, Passeriformes, Tyrannidae. The transcript has 6 exons. Bases 316 to 1419 code for a protein of 367 amino acids. The record is from RefSeq and is a predicted model, not a curated record.